Messenger RNA from Symbiodinium necroappetens, 411 nucleotides. NCBI's taxonomy places the organism in Eukaryota, Dinophyceae, Suessiales, Symbiodiniaceae. The record is from the annotation of a GenBank genome assembly.
AUGGAAGAGGCAGCACCGGAUUUCAAUGUGGGGGCCAAAGGCAAGAAGCAGCUGGUGGACAACAAGCUGGACACGAUGUUCCGGGGCGGCAAGGUGGACAACUACUUCAAGGUCUCCCAGCGUGGGUCGAACCUGACCACCGAAAUCCGUGCUGGCAUCACCACCUUCUUGACGGCAGCCUACAUCAUGGCUGACCUUGAUCAUGGCGCUGUGGGCGAACCUGCCUUUCGGCUUGUGGCCCGGCAUGGGCAUGAACGCCUACUUUGCCUACACGUGGGCUUCAAGGGUGGGCAGAACUCAGUGAAGAAGGUGAUGUUUGCGGUAACCAUCGAAGGUGUGAUCUUCAUUUUGAUGUCCCUCUUCGACCUCCGCAGAUAUGUCUUCAAGGUGUUCCCCACAUGGAUGAUGAAA